This is a messenger RNA of Chiloscyllium plagiosum (whitespotted bambooshark), 3996 nucleotides long. Its product is annotated as carboxypeptidase O. Gene Ontology annotation, molecular function: zinc ion binding; metallocarboxypeptidase activity. Lineage: Eukaryota; Metazoa; Chordata; Chondrichthyes; Orectolobiformes; Hemiscylliidae. The record is from RefSeq and is a predicted model, not a curated record. Gene Ontology annotation, biological process: proteolysis.
UGUGCUCUACACAGCUCUCGGUUUCCAAAUCCUUCAGUGAGAGUUUGUGAAAGUCCUAGGGGAAUCUAUUUACGAAUACUAUGCAGUGGUGGAUAAAGUGUAUCUUUAUCCUGGGGAUAUUCCCUUUGACCUCUGGAUAUUUCCAGGCUCAAUACAAUGGGGACCAAUUGUUCCGAUUCACCCCUACAGAUUCCAAGCAGAUGGAGUUUCUAAUGGAACUGGCAGAGGAAGAGUUGAUCGAGUUAUGGAGAUCGCAGAUCCUGGAGGGAAUUCAACCUCAGGGUGAGAUUCAUGCUCGGGUUCCAGCCUCAGCACUCGGCACAGUCAGAGGUGAACUGAAGAAAAGGGCCAUCCAAUACAACGUUCUGACACAGAAUAUUCAAGAUCUCCUGGACAGGCAGAUACAGAGAGAGGAUAAGCAGCCUUUCGACACUGGAGCACAUAGCUACACCAAGUAUCACCCAAUGGAAGAGAUCUACCAGUGGAUGGAAGAAAUGAAGGAAAACUAUAAGGAGCUGGUGACACAGCAUCUACUGGGGAUAACCUACCAGAAACGGCCAAUGUAUUAUCUGAAGAUCAGUCGAAGAUCUGAUAAACCCAAGAAGAUUAUCUGGAUGGAUUGCGGAAUUCACGCCAGGGAGUGGAUUGCUCCUGCUUUCUGCCAGUGGUUUGUGAAGGAGAUAUUACAGACCUACACUGCAGAUCCUCAAACAGACCGAUUCCUCCAGCACAUUGACUUUUACAUUCUGCCAGUUCUGAAUAUUGAUGGUUAUGUUAAUUCCUGGACUACAGACCGCUUAUGGAGAAAAUCAAUGUCACCGUGUCAAAGCAGCACUUGUUUGGGCACUGAUCUCAACAGGAAUUUUAAUAUAGAAUGGUGCAGUAUUGGAGCUUCAAGAAACUGCUGUUCAACCACUUACUGUGGUUCAGCACCUGAGUCUGAACCAGAGACUGCUGCAGUUGCUGCUUUUCUCCAUAAGCAUCUAAGUGAUGUACUGUGCUACCUGACCUUUCACUCCUACGGUCAAAUGAUCCUUAUCCCUUAUGGAUACAAAAACAUAACGGCCAACAACCAUGAGGAAAUGAUGAAUGUUGGGCGAAAGGCCGCUGAUGCUUUGUACCAGAAGCAUGGGACCGAAUAUAAAGUGGGACCCUUAUCAGAGGUUCUCUACUAUGCUGCUGGCACGUCUUGUGACUGGGUAGCUGACCUUGGGAUCGACUUUUCAUACAUACUUGAGCUCCGAGACAAUGGGACCUAUAACUUUGUCCUCCCAGAGGAUCAGAUCCAGCCAACCUGUGAGGAAACCAUGGCUGCUGUGAUGAUCAUCAUCGAACACGUACAUGAUAAAUAUUUCCCGAACUCCACUCCGACCAUUCUAGCCCUGUGGUCCAGUGUGUUGGUCCCCAGCUUCUUAACCAUAUACUUUAUCAAAUAAUUCCUAGAACCAGGGGUGAGACCAAAGAAGUGAAACAGUGGGUUGGGGUGAGUGGUGUUAUUGAGGGAAAUGUUGGGAUGGAGGAAUGGGGACACAAACACAUGUAGUCAUAGACUCACUGCGGCUCAGAACACUCCAUAGAACAAUCCAGUCAGCCACAGCUCCUGGCUGUAUUGCCACAAUCCAGAAGUUUAUUUUGCUCAAUUUCCUGUCCAAUUUCAUUUUGAAAUCAUUGGACGUCUUUCAAUAUCCUAUAGCAUUACCAGUCCCACUGUGAAAAAAAAGGUUCUUCCUCACCACUCCCUACCCCACAUCAGUUCCUUGGUCCUGCUAACAGAAAAUGGUAAUUACGUUUCUUUGUCCAAAUCUGCUUUGUCCAAAAGAGGACAAGCAUAGCUUCUCCAAGCUAACCUUGUAGCUCAAAUCUCUUACCCCUCAAAACAUUCUGGUCAAGCACCUCUGUAUCCUCUCAAGGGCUCUCACACCCUUGUUUAACAGUGGUGACUUAAACUGGAUGUGGUACCCUAUUUAAAUCCUAACUAGGCUUGAUAAAGAUUCAGCAUAACAUUACUGCCUUUGUACUCAAUAGUUCUACACCAUUGAUAAGGCCCAAUUUCUAAUCUACCUUACUAAUUACUUUUUCAAUAUAUCCUGUGACCUUCAAAGGUCCAUACACAUGUACCUCCAGGUCCCUCAGUCUGCAUAUGUUCACAUCUGGAUCACUUCCAGGAGCAGGAAGAGGGACAUGCCCUGACAAUGUUUGUAAGUCAGUUUUGUACUAUUGCUCCAUGUGGCUAGGCCACUCUUGAGAGGGACAUAGGAUUGAGGAUUGUCAGAAGUGUAAUGGAGAUGUGUAUUCCAGUUAUUAUAUGUCAUGGUAAAACAGGAAUAUUCAAUGAAAACAAGGGAUGACACCCACAGAAAUCGAUCGUAGGCAAAGUUGAAGGACUGCUGACCAAUACAUAAUGACUGACAUCUUUGGAACAUUUCACUUGUGUACUUUAUUGAAGGAAAUGAGAGAUUUUAUAGAACAACAUCACAACAUUCUUCCUAAAUUCCUGUCCUUUAUGUCCCAGCCCUCCCAAAGGGACUAGGUAUAUCACAUGACAAAGGUGCUCAGAUUAAGUGAAAUGAAAUGUCAUUUCCAGAGAGUAGUCGUACGGGCAAACUGACAACUCCCUGGAGUAGAACAAAGUUGUCAGGUAAUGCAAAUAAAUUCCAGCACAGAAACAGACCAUUUAGCCCAACUGGUCCAUGCCAGUCUUUCUAUUCCACCAGAGUGUGUCACCUGCCAACUUUUAUUUUUAAUCUAGCUCUCUCAAUGUGCCCCUCUGUUCCUUUCCUGCUCAGGUACUUAUCUAGCUUCCCAUUAACUGUACUUGUGCUAUUCCCUUCAAAUACUCCUCUUAUUAUUGGAUUCCAGAUUCUAAUCAUUCCCUAAUCUAAACGCUGUUUCGAUUUAUUAGUCACCAUGUUUAAGGCCCUCUGUUGACAUCUGUCCCAUUCAAAACCAUUCAUAAUCUUUCAAACCGUAGCACCCUUCCUUUCUCUCUGGUUUAGAGAAGAGAACUCCAGCCUGUUCAACAUUCCUCUGUCGGCUCCUGGCCUGAGGUCUCGAUCCCAAGGGAACAAGGUGACUGGCCUCAUAAAUGUCUGAUUGAAGUACAAUUUGGCAGGCCUUCCCUGCAAGACUCAGCGCACUCUCUUACCAACUCUCGAGGAGCUACUGAGACGCCCACAUUUUAAUAGGAUUCCACCCAAUGUACUUCCAAAUUCCUGAGUCCAACUUAACUGGUGAACGACAGUGGUCCCAGCACCACUAGGAAGACCAUUUGAGGAAGACCAUUUCCUGCUUGUUGUUAGUCUGAGUGACCAUCUUGAGCGCUAAUUCUUCUGGUUUGAAGCCUGGUUUACUCUGUUUCAAUAUUAAUACCCUGAUUUGACAUGGUCUAACAUUAAUCAAGAGUCUAAUAUGUGCUAUCCUAUCAAAGGCUGUUUGGAAAUCCAUCAUUAGUGAUCUAUGCACUUCAAUCCCCACAUGUAUGCUUCUCCUUUCAAUCGUUAAUUUACCAGAGAUUAUUUGGCAUCUUCUGUUCUUCAUAUUACCUACGUCUUUAAGAGUUGUUCCUUUCACAGCAACGCAAUAGAUUAGAAGCUACCACUCGAUGCUCAGGGAAAAUUAAAAAUAAAUUUCUCAGCCUGGUAACUGGCAAAUUGACUCAAAUAGUUUGAAAACGAAAGGAUUAAUGAACUGAAUAGGUGAUAAGAAAGGAGUCGAUAUCAUAAUCAUUGCAGCAGAGAGAAACCAAGCUCCUACAAGAGGGACUGGCAGCAUCUAAGAAGUAUGUCUGAAGUUUGAGUAGGAUAUGGAUGUUCAAAGAGACUACAGAAGUUUAAGAAAAUGUCAGAAGGACAAGUUCACAAGAUAAAUCCAGUCAGAUUUUUGUAUACUCCGUCGCCUAUAACCAAAACAGGAAGCUAUGUUAUUCACUGCUCGUUUUACCAAGUCUCAAUUUAUGUGUAAUAAAUCUGCACACUUUGACAAUAUCAUUGACUUAUU